CUGAGGUUGGAGCAGGGCUCUGUGUGCGCAGCUGAAGCGAGGUUUCCGCGGUGAAGUAGACGAAUAGAGAGCGAAGAACAAACGGAACGGAGAUAUCAACGGUUUUCUCGUCCCGUUCUCACUUUAAUCUUGACAAAUGUGAGCUAGACAACUUGACAUUUUCAUCUAAGUUUUUGGACGUAACGUGUCGCCUAUUUUGGAGUGCUUUGUUGUUUUCAGAGUUUAAAGAAAGGUCGAACGCGCCGCGCUACAACUGCAGGCAGCGUUGGAUUAUUCCCGUGGCGGAAUAUUUUGGUGGACAGUCACAGUCCGACACAUUGCGCACGGGAUAUUCAAAACAUUUAGAAGUUGCGAUUGGUGUCUCAUUUCGCCGUGACUUUUAGGUAUGCCUGUGGUUGUCAGCGUGACUCCGGACAGGUAACCGGGUGUGUUGCUGGUGCCAUGGCAACCCCAGAGUUGCGUCUGUUGCCUGUCAUCGUGGUUACCAUCGUCCUGGUGGCGUUGUCGGCUGCGGAUGACCACGAGUGGCACUUUAAACCAGCUCAGUGUCGUUACGCCCUGGGGAUGGAGGAUGGCACCAUCCCUGACUCUGACAUCACGGCUUCCAGCGCCUGGUCAGACUCUACUGAGGCCAAACACGGCAGGUUGAGUACAGGAGAGGGAGAUGGAGCGUGGUGUCCUGCAGGAGCAGUGUUCCCCAGUGCUUCAGAGUACCUCCAGGUCGACCUGCGCUCGCUGCACUUCCUGGCUCUGGUGGGUACCCAGGGUCGCCAUGCCGACGGGCACGGCCGGGAGUUUGCCCGCAGCUACCGGCUCCGUUACUCCCGAGACGGACGCACCUGGAUCACCUGGAAGGACCGCUGGGGGCAGGAGGUGGUGUCUGGGAAUGAGAACACCUAUGAUGUGGUUCUGAAGGACCUGGGUCCACCCAUUGUUGCCCGUUAUGUCCGCUUCUACCCCCUGGCAGACCGGGUCAUGAGCGUCUGUCUACGAGUGGAGCUCUAUGGCUGUCUGUGGAACGAUGGCCUUUUGGUGUACACAGCUCCUGUGGGUCAUGUGAUGCACCUGUCUGGCUCACCUGUGUACCUCAACGAUUCCACCUACGAUGGCAGCGUAGAGUCAGGGGUUCAGUUCGGAGGCCUGGGCCAGCUGUUUGACGGUGUGUUAGGAGGGAAUGACUUCACAGAGACCAAGGAGCUGAGGGUGUGGCCGGGGUAUGACUACCUGGGCUGGAGCAGAGAGGCUCUGGGGCAGGGCAGUGUUGACAUCGAGUUCCACUUCGAAAAGACACGCAGCUUCCACACCAUGCAAGUCCACAGUAAUAACCGUCACACCCAGGGUGUGAGGGUCUUCAGUAAGGUAGAUUGUCAGUUUAAACCUGGCCUCUUACUCCCCUGGUCCUCGCCCCCCCUCUCCCUGGCUGUACCUCUAGAGGACCUGAAGGACCCCUCCUCACGCCCCAUCUCCCUGCCCCUGGGGGGUCGCCCCGCCCAGAUCUUACGCUGCCAGUUUGCCUUCGCAGACCGAUGGAUGCUCAUCUCUGAGAUCUCCUUCUACUCCGAGCCGUACGGGGAGGGUGUCGACCCCAUGGACACGGGCUCUGCUCUUCCUGCUCCUCCGGUCUCCUCCGCUACUCCUCGUCCUCCUCCUACUGUCUUCCCCUCCUCCGUCAGCCCCGCCCUCAACCACAACUCCUCCAACUUCACUAGUGUUCCCUCAGAACCCCCCACCACCAACCCCAUGAUGGACAGCACGGGUAACAGCACACUGUCAGGGGCCGACUUCGAUGCUGUGACCCCAGGGGCAGGCCUUCCUGUCGCCAAGGAUGACAGCAGCAACACAGCCAUCCUGAUUGGCUGCCUGGUGGGCAUCAUCCUGCUGCUAUUGACUGUGAUCGCUGUCAUUCUGUGGAGGCAAUACUGGAAGAAGAUACUGGGCAAGGCCCAGGGCAGUCUGUCCAGUGACGAGUUGCGUGUCCAUCUGUCCGUCCCCUCGGACAACGUGGUGAUUAACAACACACACAGCUAUUCCAGCCGCUACCAGCGUAUACACACUUUCCCUGACGACAGGGAGCGCUGCGACGGAGAGGGAGAGUACCAGGAGCCCAGCGCACUGCUCCGACCACUAGGACAAGACAGCACCGGACGAGACAGCACCGCCUUGCUGUUAAACAACCCAGCCUAUGACCUCCUCCUGUCAGAUCAGAGGCAGCAUGGCUCAGGCUCCUCGUGGCCCCUAACCGUCCCUAUGGCCCGGGCCAGCUCCUCUCACCCUCAGGAGAAGAGCCUCAAUAUUGGGGCCCAGGGCUGUGGUAUGGACUUGGAGAAGGGCUUGCCCCCCACCCAGGAGGAGCCUCCCCCGUACCCCGAUGCCCCUCCCUACCCGGCCCUGUCUCCCCCCUUCCCCGCCAGCGUGCCCCACUAUGCAGAGGCGGACAUUGUUAGCCUGCAGGGCGUCAGUGGUAACAACACGUAUGCAGUGCCAGCCCUGACCUCCUCCAGCCCCACUGCAGCAGACUGCACCCCCCUGCCUGAACUGCCCCGACACUGUCUGGUUUUCAAGGAGAAACUGGGAGAAGGACAGUUUGGAGAGGUGCACCUGUGUGAGAUAGAGAGCCCUCAGGAACUGCCUAACCUGGAGUUCCCUUUCAACGUGAGGAAAGGACGCCCUCUGCUGGUGGCUGUUAAGAUACUGCGUCCUGACGCCUCCAAGAACGCCAGGAAUGACUUCCUAAAGGAGGGGAAGAUUCUGUCUCGUCUGAAGGACCCAAACAUCAUCCGUCUGUUGGGAGUGUGUGUGAGCAGCGACCCUCUCUGUAUGGUCACAGAGUACAUGGAGAGUGGAGACCUCAACCAGUACCUCUCACACAGAGUCCUGCUGGACAAGACCGGACCCACACACAACACCCCCACCAUCAGUUACCCUGCUCUGAUCGCCAUGGCCAGUCAGAUAGCUUCAGGGAUGAAGUUUCUGUCGUCUCUGAACUUUGUGCACCGUGACCUGGCCACAAGAAACUGCCUUGUGGGGGGUGAGAAGGGCGAGAGCGGGGGCGACCGGGGCGGGGAGCGACCCAUCAAGAUCGCCGACUUUGGGAUGAGCAGAAACCUGUAUGCUGGAGACUACUACCGCAUCCAGGGGCGGGCCGUGCUGCCUAUACGAUGGAUGGCCUGGGAGUGUAUACUGAUGGGGAAGUUCACCACAGCCAGUGACGUGUGGGCGUUUGGUGUGACUCUGUGGGAGAUGCUGAGUGUGUGUCAGGAGCAACCCUACUCCAACCUGACUGAUGAACAGGUCAUAGACAACGCCGGAGAGUUCUUCAGGGACCACGGAAGACAGGUGUAUCUGAGCAGGCCAGAUGUGUGUCCUCAGGGUCUCUAUGACCUCAUGCUGAGCUGCUGGAACCGGGACUGCAAGCUCCGCCCAUCAUUUGCCCACAUUCACUCCUUCCUCACAGAGGAUGCCAUGAACAUGGUGUAGAGAGAGAGAGAGAGAGGAAUGGAAGAGUGAGAUGGAGAGAGGGGGAUGAGAGACGGAGGGAUGUGUGUAGAAGUGGUGGAGGUGUAGAGGGAGAGGUGUGCAGUAGAGGGACGGGUGCCUGCUUGUAUAUUUUGUAUUUCUCAAUGAUGGGCAGAUGGGGCUGAGACACCGCUGGUUCGGUUUUCAAUCCCACGAGACAGACCCCAACCCACACCCCUUUACCCCCCUGAGUAGUCUCUAGAUUGUCUUGAUAAGAAUGUAACACAACACAAUGGUUGGUGCGGUGGUGGGUUGGUGUCUGAUUCUGCAUAGUGCUUCCAGGACCACCGAUGGUCUGUCAAUGGUCUGCUAGCAAACACAGGGAAGCUGUAAGACGUAUGGGGAGGAGAUGUGACAAUGCUUGGUAAUGUAGAUGAAGCUAAAAUUAAUUUGUAACGCUGAAUAACGUUUCUCAAAGAAUAUCAACAAUACCAAUCUGAUUAUGCAUCAAUGUCAGACAUUAAUACUCUGAAAUGUGAUCAUAGUUUAAUAGCAUAUUAACAUUUUGGGAUAAACUUAUCACAUCAUCCUAUAUAGAUAUUUUAUUACUUGACCUGCUAAUGUUUUUGGUAUUUGUAUAAAUCAUGUGCUAGGGUUACUGGUGAAGGUCUAUAUAUAUAUUCUCAUACUGUCAACAUUUCUCCAUCUCAAAACGGUACACACACAUUUUUCACACAGAGGUGAAAUUGCACACAAGGUUUACUGUCUUAGUACUAUAUAUGUUUCAGUAUAUAACCCAGUUCUUCCCAGCCCCAAACCCUCCCUCCCAGACCCCAGUCUAAGGUUGUCUCUAGUCUCAUGGAACCAGACGAGUGUGGCUGAAUAUUGCAUUAUAAUCCUCUGGCCUACCCGUUACGCCUGAGCUUUAAAGUCUGGCAAGCAGAAUGAUGGUAUCUCAUACACAGGCCAGUAGCAGACACAGCAACAGCUGUUCCACCAGCAGUCUGUAACACCAGGCAUUAGACACACACACACAAUGCUGUCAGUCAGUCAGCUGCUCAGCCCAGACUAGGCUGGCAUUGUGACUAUAUUCUGCCUCCCUCUCCACCCAACUCAGUAUCUCACCACACCGCCUUUCAUUCUGCAGUCUCACUCAUAUCUCUCACAACUGAUCCACUCUGAGCUGUAACUAUGGAGUUAUACUGGACUGAUGUGAACUGAUCUGGACUCGAUGACUCUUUCCAGGACAGGAAGUGUGUGGUUGUUACUUUACCAGACCUCCAAACUGAAACCCUUUGGACCUCCGGAGCCAGAGAGAACUGACUGGUGUCACGUGACGUGAGCCUCACUGCCUGAGAGAACAGGUACAGUAGGGGAGGUGCACUGUGAACGGCUACAACCAAUGAGAUUUGAACUUAACAGAACAGAGACAUCCUUCCUUAUGGGAGCUGGAAUAGUAUAGCCCACAGCAACACACACUGAAAGACAGACAACACUGCCUGUGCUGUGACAUCACAUGUGAAACUGACAGUUGUGAUUGGUGACUAGCUGAUGGAACAGCAUAACACAGAUGGACAGAUGGAUUGACGACUAGAGGGGAGUGGGGGCUGAAAUAUGUAAAUGACCAUUUUCAUGUGUAAGUGAGGUGAGCGAUGUGAUUUUCUACCAACGAUGGAUAGCGGAGCUGGGUCUGAGUCAGUGACCCAGAUGCAGAAAGGAGGUUCAUGUAUAUGUCCAAUACACAACCAGCUGCACUUUAAAGGCUGUUUCUGGCCGCACGCCCCAAUACCUGCACAGUCUUGGCCAGUCUUGGGGCAUAGUUACAGUACUUGUAGUUGAACAACUAUUUAACGACACUUUGAGUAGCUCCCCCAACAGUAUCAUGUCUGUAUCCCCUUGGUGUUAGAACCGAUAGCAGUCCAACAUGGCAUUGCUGGUCAAAAUAGAUGUAGUUCUAAACAGAAAAACAGGUCAGUGUCUUCUGAUUUAUCAUCUUAAAGUUGAUCAUGUAUUCAUGAUUCAUUUCAGUGGAUUGUUCAAAUAGAACUGCCUCAUAAAAGGUGUUGUCAAGGAGGAAAAGAGAGGUUUGGAAAACCUCUGUCUGCAUUAUGAGGAAAGGUAGAGCACACCAAAUGCUUUCUGCCAGUGUUAAAUAGAUACCCAGCAAUAGGGAAACGAUCAGACCGAAUGGUUAAAACGUCAAUCACAACGGAUUUAACACUCAUGAGAAGAGGAGCACUAACAACUGUAUCCAAAGCUUUCUAGUUUGUCAGUAACCUUUCAUCUACAUUAUCCCAACAUAAGCUGCCCGUGGUAGACUCUGCCUCACUGAGUGUAGUUCUGCAUAAUGUGUCAGGCUUAAUCAAGAUGAUCAAAUAAUCCUUGUUUACUGAUUGAAUGAGUGCGAAUGGUGGUGCCAUACGAAUGUGUGUCUCGAUUGACAUUUUUUUGAUACACUGUAGCCCAACUAAACCCAUAUGUGUAUAUAUAUUUCCUGUAUAUGUACUUAGAAUCUCCUUGUUGUCAGUGAUGCUGUCAUCCUUUGUCUUAGAAUAUGUACACGUCAUCAGGUUCAUCUUCAAAGGACAGAAUUUUUAUUUUGUCUAAUAUAUGGAAUUUCUUUGUUACAGUUGGGGUCUCUUUUUGUUCCUCUGUAGAAAGCUUGCUACCUUACCUUGAUGCCAUUAUAAUUCAUUGUGUCGUCUAUUUUUGUAGUUUUAAUAAAGUUAACCUUUCCAAAUAAA
Oncorhynchus tshawytscha (Chinook salmon) is the source of this 6200-nucleotide messenger RNA. Its product is annotated as epithelial discoidin domain-containing receptor 1-like. The transcript has 21 exons. Lineage: Eukaryota; Metazoa; Chordata; Actinopteri; Salmoniformes; Salmonidae. Gene Ontology annotation, cellular component: signaling receptor complex; membrane. The record is from RefSeq and is a predicted model, not a curated record. Gene Ontology annotation, biological process: cell surface receptor protein tyrosine kinase signaling pathway; positive regulation of kinase activity; protein phosphorylation. Gene Ontology annotation, molecular function: ATP binding; protein tyrosine kinase collagen receptor activity; collagen binding. Bases 442 to 3477 code for a protein of 1011 amino acids.